Messenger RNA from Colletotrichum orchidophilum, 687 nucleotides. RefSeq lists its product as uncharacterized. NCBI's taxonomy places the organism in Eukaryota, Fungi, Ascomycota, Sordariomycetes, Glomerellales, Glomerellaceae. Bases 1 to 687 code for a protein of 228 amino acids. The transcript is spliced from 2 exons. The record is from RefSeq and is a predicted model, not a curated record.
AUGGAACAUACCCGUACGGCAAGCUGCAAAAGGCCUCAAUUUCAUUACCAGCGCUUAUUUGUGACAGGCUGGCUACGGUACUCUCAUUUCAAACGACCGGGUGGAAUCAUUACCUACUGCUGCUACCGGUACUCCGUUGGCAGCUCGCCAGGGGAGGAGGGGCUAGGAGCUCACACUGUCGAUCGGUUGGGCUGGGCUAUUGGUGUGGGCUGGGGUCUUCCCCUGCAACUGCGACGCGACUGUCUGUCUCCGGGUUUCCUGUCCCAGCUUCGUCCACGCCGCAUCACGCAUCACUCAACUUUCUUCUUUCGCGGCCGGGCCAGAUAUUGGGAGGACCCACCAUCAGCCACUUGGGCUCCACGAUCCCACCCUCCUCGAGCAACGCGAGCGGGGAAACUUUGGAGCUACGGAAGCGCAGAGGAUGAGGUACCCGUCAAUCCGUAUCCUCCAGUCAGUGUUGGACCAUGCCACAGCUUCCCAGAGGAUUUCGUUCAGUCGUCGAGGCCUCGGGACAGGCAUUCGCCUCCAACAAGAAUUUACCUUUACCAGGAUGUCGGCAAGAAAGAGAGGGACACUACAGUGACUACACAGCAGACGCGGUUCAAUCCGUGUCUUUCGUACCGCAUCCAGUGCGAGGUCCAGAGUGACUCGGAGUCACGAAACCUGCAUCCGGCCGCUCGGAGAUAG